This is a messenger RNA of Rhinocladiella mackenziei CBS 650.93, 300 nucleotides long. RefSeq lists its product as uncharacterized. The transcript has 2 exons. The coding region runs from base 1 to 300 and encodes 99 amino acids. The record is from RefSeq and is a predicted model, not a curated record. Lineage: Eukaryota; Fungi; Ascomycota; Eurotiomycetes; Chaetothyriales; Herpotrichiellaceae.
AUGCAAUCGAUUUACCACUCCGUGGCCAAAACACGCCUGGUGCCAAUCGCUGCAAUCCGACGCUACACGGCAAGCCCCAUUGCCUUCCAGCCGACUGCCAUCCACCGUGCUGAAAGCGCGGCAGACCUGAAAAAACAUCCAGAAAGCGGAUUCACACAAGAGAAGCUACCAGAUAGAAAACACAGCCACCACUGGUCCGAAGAGAAUGCCACGAUUAGCGAGGCCGAUAUUAAAGCGGAUCGCGAUGCGAUGGCCGAAGAAUUAGAAAAGGAAAAAAAGGAAGAUAAAGGUGCACAGUGA